Molecule: messenger RNA, 2895 nt
Organism: Arabis nemorensis
Lineage: Eukaryota; Viridiplantae; Streptophyta; Magnoliopsida; Brassicales; Brassicaceae
Source: the annotation of a GenBank genome assembly
AUGGCUGCUAGAAGUUUGGAGAAGAUGGCUUCCAUUGAUGCUCAGCUCAGGCUUCUUGCUCCUGGGAAAGUUUCUGAAGACGAUAAGCUUAUUGAGUACGAUGCUCUGUUAUUAGAUCGAUUUCUCGAUAUUCUUCAGGAUUUGCAUGGCGAAGAAGUCAGAGAAUUCGUUCAAGAAUGCUACGAGGUUGCUGCUGAUUACGAUGGAAACCGUAACACGGAGAAGUUAGAGGAGCUUGGAAACAUGUUGACAAGUUUGGAUCCAGGGGAUUCGAUUGUAGUAACGAAAUCAUUCUCCAACAUGCUUAGCUUGGCUAAUCUGGCUGAGGAAGUCCAGAUUGCUUACAGGCGUAGGAUUAAGAAGCUUAAGAAAGGCGAUUUUGCCGAUGAAGCCUCUGCAACAACUGAAUCAGACAUUGAAGAGACUCUCAAGAGGCUUUUGCAGCUUAACAAGACUCCUGAAGAGGUCUUUGAUGCUCUUAAGAAUCAGACUGUUGACCUGGUCUUAACCGCUCAUCCAACUCAAUCUGUUCGUCGGUCUUUGCUCCAAAAGUUUGGAAGGAUUCGUGACUGUUUAACGCAGUUGUAUGCAAAGGACAUUACUCCUGAUGAUAAACAAGAACUUGAUGAAGCUCUGCAACGAGAGAUUCAAGCUGCUUUUCGCACUGAUGAAAUCCGAAGAACUCCUCCUACACCUCAAGAUGAAAUGAGAGCGGGUAUGAGCUACUUCCAUGAGACAAUCUGGAAAGGAGUUCCAAAAUUCUUGAGACGUGUUGACACGGCUUUGAAGAACAUUGGAAUCAACGAGCGUGUUCCUUACAAUGCACCUCUCAUUCAAUUCUCUUCCUGGAUGGGCGGAGACCGUGAUGGAAACCCGCGAGUAACUCCUGAAGUUACCAGAGAUGUAUGCUUAUUGGCAAGAAUGAUGGCUGCUAAUCUCUACUUCUCCCAGAUAGAAGAUCUUAUGUUUGAGAUGUCCAUGUGGCGUUGCAAUGAGGAACUUCGUGUUCGUGCAGAACGUCAGAGGUGUGCGAAAAGGGAUGCAAAACACUAUAUAGAAUUUUGGAAACAAAUCCCUUCGAACGAGCCAUACCGAGCUAUUCUCGGAGAUGUGAGGGACAAACUGUACAACACACGUGAGCAUGCACGUCAGUUAUUGUCGAGCGGAGUUUCAGACAUUCCCGAAGAUUCGGUUUUCACAAGCGUGGAUCAGUUUCUGGAGCCCCUUGAGCUUUGUUACAGGUCGCUCUGUGAUUGCGGUGACAGACCUAUUGCUGAUGGAAGCCUUCUCGAUUUCUUGCGCCAAGUGUCUACAUUUGGGCUUGCGCUUGUGAAACUUGAUAUCCGUCAAGAAUCUGACAGACAUACCGAUGUCUUGGACGCUAUCACGCAACACUUGGGUAUUGGAUCUUACAAAGAAUGGUCAGAGGAUAAAAGACAGGAGUGGCUCUUAUCUGAGCUAAGCGGAAAACGUCCUCUCUUUGGACCGGAUCUACCCAAAACCGAAGAAAUUGCGGAUGUAUUGGACACUUUCAAAGUCAUUUCAGAGCUUCCUUCAGAUAGUUUUGGUGCUUAUAUAAUCUCAAUGGCCACUGCUCCGUCAGAUGUGCUCGCUGUUGAGCUCUUGCAACGUGAAUGCAGGAUCGCUCAUCCUCUGAGAGUUGUUCCGCUGUUUGAGAAGCUAGCAGAUUUAGAAUCUGCUCCCGCUUCAGUUGCCCGUCUCUUCUCGAUAGAAUGGUAUAGAAACCGAAUCAACGGUAAGCAAGAAGUCAUGAUUGGGUAUUCCGACUCAGGCAAAGAUGCUGGCCGUUUAUCUGCAGCUUGGCAGUUAUACAAGACUCAAGAAGAGCUCGUGAAGGUUGCGAAAGAAUAUGGAGUCAAGCUGACAAUGUUUCACGGGAGAGGUGGGACUGUGGGGAGAGGAGGUGGACCGACUCAUCUUGCUAUCUUGUCUCAGCCUCCGGAUACCAUUCAUGGGCAAUUGAGGGUAACAGUUCAAGGUGAAGUUAUCGAGCAGUCUUUCGGAGAAGAGCACUUAUGCUUUAGGACUCUUCAGCGUUUCACGGCUGCUACACUCGAGCACGGAAUGCAUCCACCAGUUUCCCCUAAACCUGAGUGGCGAGUACUCAUGGAUGAAAUGGCUGUAAUUGCCACUGAAGAAUACCGUUCUGUUGUCUUCAAGGAGCCCCGUUUUGUCGAGUACUUCCGUCUGGCGACACCGGAGCUUGAGUAUGGAAGGAUGAACAUAGGAAGCCGACCAUCGAAGCGUAAACCGAGCGGAGGAAUUGAAUCACUACGUGCAAUUCCGUGGAUCUUUGCAUGGACUCAGACGAGGUUUCACUUACCGGUGUGGCUAGGCUUUGGUGCCGCAUUCAACCGCGUGAUCCAGAAGGACGGGAAGAAUCUCAACAUGCUCAAAGAGAUGUACAACCAGUGGCCAUUCUUCCGUGUCACAAUUGAUCUAGUCGAAAUGGUUUUCGCCAAAGGAGACCCUGGGAUUGCUGCUCUGUACGACCGCCUCCUCGUCUCUGAAGAACUUCAACCGUUUGGUGAACAGCUUCGAGUUAACUACCUAGAAACCAGACGCCUCCUCCUCCAGGUAGCGGGUCACAAAGACAUUCUAGAAGGCGACCCUUACUUGAGACAGAGGCUGCAGCUACGUGACCCAUACAUUACGACAUUGAACGUGUGCCAAGCCUACACGCUCAAGCAGAUCCGUGACCCGAGCUUCCACGUCAAAGUCCGGCCACACCUGUCCAAGGACUACAUGGAGUCUAGUAAACCCGCUGCUGAGCUCGUUAAGCUGAAUCCAAAGAGCGAGUACGCACCGGGACUUGAAGAUACCGUUAUCCUCACCAUGAAGGGUAUAGCCGCCGGUAUGCAAAACACCGGUUAA